CAGGUGGCAGAAAUGUUCAAAAGGGAAGCAAGUUCUCUGCAGAAUCUGCUCAUCGGCGAUGGAAAUAACGCCGCUUGUUUCUUCAACAACUGGAUCGAAAUACUCCAUGGAAAAGUACUUUUUCUCGGGUCUUCGUCUGUUCUAUUGAAGUAGAAACUCGUCCAUCCGACUGGGUAGUGAUCGCGUCGACUGUCAAGCCUUCAAAGGGUGCCGAAAUGGAGUAUUUCCUGGACGCAAACGAUGGGCUAGCAUUAGCAGUUCUGCCCGGCAUAGACGAAUCUAACAAGAAUGAUUCAACAGAAGAAAAAGCAUCAACGAACCUAACAGAUUUGACUCUCUUGUGCCGAAUGUGCGCCAGACAGUGUGUGGAGAACCCUGACUUGGGCGCUGUUUUUCUAACUAAAGAAUUAGCCGAAAAACUCAAAGCCUUUUUGGAUAUCGAGAUUGAAGGUGACAGUGAGCACCUGCCAAAGCAGCUGUGCCAGGAGUGCAGCUUUGCCCUGGAGCGAUGGGCUGAAAUCCGUGAAAUGGUCAAACGUUCGAAGACCUUUUACCAAAACCAGCUGGAGCUCCGAGGUGUCGAGGUGGCCAAAACUCCGCUCAAGGUCCAGGAGGUGUCAUUGCACUGCGCCAAGUGCAACUCCCUGUUUUCGGACUUUGCCAGUCUCGUCGUCCACGAACUGACUCAUCUGCCCAAAAGCCCCAAGAAAAUGAGAAAAGAUUUAAUUAAUUCCUCCGACGAGUCUGCGGAAGACGACGAUGAUGUCGAUUACGAGCCGACGGUGUCCACUUCUUCAAUCAGUGGCUGUAAAAGACGCGUUUCAGCCAGAAACUCCACUGUGGCCAGACAGUCUUUGACAUGCGGACACUGUGAGAAAAAUUUUGACCAAGCUCAGGCUUUUUUUACCCAUCUCGGAAGUCUGUCGCCUUCUUUGACAGUGCCUUGCACUGUCUGCAAUUGCAAGUUUAACUUGGCAGACCAAUUGGUUGAGCACACAAAGCAGCACCAAAGAACAGGUCGACAAGUAGAGGUUUUUCCCUGUGGUAGCUGCUCUGUUGGUCCGUUUGCCUCAAAAUCCGCUCUUCAGCAGCACUCAGAGAAAUGGCACCGACAGGCCAAACUGCCAAAAUCAGCAUUUCCCUGCGGCCUGUGCAGUUUGGGUUUUGAUGAGUUUGUCGACUACUCUAAACACGUCCAGACACACGUCAACUUUCGACACUUCCCCUGCGCCUUGUGCGGCUGCAAAUUCACCAAAGUGCCUUACCUGCUGGACCACAUCAAGCAGCACUCGGCCGGCGACAGCAGACAGAUCACUUUCAUGUGCGAGAUCUGUCCAGAUCAACAGGUCUUCAGCAGCAAACACAAUCUGGCCUCGCACAUGACCAAGAAGCACAGAAUGCCUGCAAAAGUCCGACCACCGCCGAAGACCUUUGAACCUUCCAACUUCUUUCCCUUCGGCCAGGAGAGUGCUGGAGAUCUUGAGCUGGAGUGUGGCCUCUGCAGUGAAGUCCUCAAUUCGUGUCAGAUGCUGUCCGAGCAUGUCGAGCGCCAGCACAAAAAGUUCAAACACAUUGUGUGCAAAAAGUGCCAGUGCAAGUUCACCAAGCUGCCCUACUACUUGGAACACGUUGCAGAGCAUGUGGCGCACCCCGACAAGGUGAUGGCCAUCGGCUGUGAGGCGUGUGAUGAGAUUUUCAGUAGCAAGCACAAUUUGUCCAAGCAUAUUUACAAAAAGCAUCGCAACACCUACGCCAAGCUGAGCGCACAGAGACACAAUAAUGAUGAUCAAAAUCAGGCAGUGAAAGAGGUUGCCGCUUCAGACGAGGAGCCCAAAUUUGAGGUGGAACGGAAUCCAAAGACCCGACUUUUCCACUGCAAAAACUGCCCGGAAACGUUUAAAAGCGCAACUUUACUCAACACACACUUUUUGGAGCACGUCCCUAACAAGUGUCCAACAUGCCACGGCCUGUUUGAGACGCGCGAGCAGCUCAAGGAACAUUUGACCCAAAAGUGCCGGCAGGAGGAGAAGUUCCCGUGUCCAAUCUGCGGCAAACUUUUGGCCACCAAACAAAGCAUGCGGAUUCACACCUCGCUUCACUCCAGCGAGCGGAAAUUUGUGUGCGAGGUUUGCGCCAAGACAUACCGGACACAGUCAGCUCUUGUCAGCCACCGCAAUGUGGUGCACUUGCAGAAGUCACAGUUCAUGUGCCACAUUUGUGCAAGGACUUUUUCUUUCAAACUGGCCAUGAAACGACAUGUGAUGCUGCACAUGGGUGACCUCCCGCACAAAUGCAUGGCCUGCGAUAAGGCCUUUGUCACGGCCAACCUGCUAAAAAUUCAUGUGGCCAAAGAGCAUGAAAGGCGCGUUCAGCACUUCUGCACCAGCUGCAAAAAAGGCUUUGUUGACAUCAUUGGCCUGCGUCGCCACAUGCGGGCCGUGUGUAAAGUUCCAGAGCAUGCCAUUCCCUACAUUAGGGACCGUCAGUUUGUAAAACACUCGAUGCACCAAUGACAAUAUUAAAAGUACUGAAUAAAAAAUUUAAAAACA
This is a messenger RNA of Neocloeon triangulifer, 2549 nucleotides long. RefSeq names its product zinc finger protein Xfin-like. The record is from RefSeq and is a predicted model, not a curated record. NCBI's taxonomy places the organism in Eukaryota, Metazoa, Arthropoda, Insecta, Ephemeroptera, Baetidae. Bases 216 to 2513 code for a protein of 765 amino acids. Gene Ontology annotation, cellular component: nucleus. The transcript has 5 exons. Gene Ontology annotation, molecular function: zinc ion binding.